This is a messenger RNA of Cuscuta europaea, 743 nucleotides long. NCBI's taxonomy places the organism in Eukaryota, Viridiplantae, Streptophyta, Magnoliopsida, Solanales, Convolvulaceae. The record is from the annotation of a GenBank genome assembly.
UUUAAUUUUCUCCAUAGCUCCGCAGGAUUUCUCCAUAACCGACCUCAAGAUCUCAUUUGUGCUUUAAAAUCUCCACUCCUUUCCUUAUCAUCCAAAUUUAUUUUCUAAUCAGAUGUCGUUCGAUGGAGACGACCGUCUAAAUUAUGUGUCUGAUUCCGAGCUUGAAGAAGAUGAAACCACAUCAGAUGUUGAUUAUUGGGCAGGUGUUCGAGCUGUAGCAGGAGACCAAAGCUUGACUCCGAUAUCUUGUUAUCCUCGUUGUAGUCCAGAAAGCCAGAAGCGGACUGAAGAAUUUAUAGCCAACUUCAUAUUACCCCAAAACUCCUCUUAAGAGUGAAAAGAUGAUCACUGAUGAUAGAGAAGACCGUCUGGGUUAUGUAUCUGAUUCAGAGGUUGACGAAGAAGAAACCAAAUCAGAUGCUGACCCUUGUGCUGUUGUUCGAGUUGUAGCAGGAGACCAAAGCUUGAUUCCGAUAUCUUGUUAUCCUCGUUGGAGUCCAGAAAGCCAGAAGCGGACUGAAGAAUUUAUAGCCAACUUCAUAUUACCCCAAAAGAAAGAUUCGGUUAAUGGUUUUUCUGCUUACUCCAUAAACAGCUGUUGCCUCAUUGAUGCUGCCUUUGUGCAAAGAACCACCCAACUGAUGCCUUUUGUCACGAAGCAUGUCUGUUAUGCCUUGUCUUUGCUCAUCUGUCAAGUUCUUUUUUUUGUUUGUGCUGGCCAUGUUGCCUUUAAUAUGUAAGGA